GCGGCCUGUAAGACACUAGCAAGACAAACCAAAACUCGGCCGCGCAGUUUGAGCUGUGCGCGACCUAGGCUUCUCCUAGCGCCAGGAGUAGUGUACUAGGGGCCCGGCAGUCUGCAGAGGCGCUUGCGCUUGCCGACCGCGUCGCGGGGACAGCUCGCAUUCAAAACGGAGAGCAAAACCGCGGGGCGCUCUGGACGGCGCGCGAGGCCCUGACGCCGAACGCGUACACGGUAGCAGCACCGUAGCAGCGUUGCCGGACAGCCGCGCGUCCAAAAAGGAGACAAAACCGCUCAGGAGCCGCGGACACCCGACGCCGCACGUAACAACACUAAGAUGGCGGACACCCCGGCAUCAACAACCGGCACGAGCCAUGAUUUUGACCUGUCGAGCGACGAGGAGGACGACAUCCUCCAGAACCUGAAGCAGCAGGCCCAGCGCGGCACACGGAGCUCGGCAUCCUACGACCCCGACGCGUCGUCGAACUUCGGCAAGACGACGGCGUCGUCGGAGGGCACGCCGAACUUCGAGUCCAUGCGCGACGCGUUUCGGGAAGCGGGGAUGGAGGCCCUCGAGACGAAGUCGCCCGUCGCCGCGCCGCCGACCGUGGCGAGUGCCGACGAGUCGAUCCGGGUGGACUUUGGCGCUGCCGCGCAACGGCAGUCGCUCGCGCACCAGUCCAUCGCGUCGGUCGACGGCGUGAUGCUGCAAAGCAGAGACGGAGGUGUCGAUGCGGUCGCCGAGGAGCCCCAGCCGCAAACGGACGAGACGUCCGUCUACAGUCCGCCGGGAGCGGAGGAGGAAAAAGCACCUCUGGCGACCGACGCCACGUCGGUGUAUAGUCCACCUGGCGCCUCGGAAGCCCAACCGACGGUGAACACGUCGGCCGACGAGUUUGCUGCGUUAGCCGCGGCGCAGGAGGACGACUCCGAGUCCGAGGAGGAAGAAGGCGACGAUCCGGAGGACCGGCAAGCCCGCGAGGACGUCGGCGCGGCUCUCAAACCCGCCAAAAAAGAAGCCUUGGAGCGCCUCGUCGAGCAGUUGCAGCGCGACAACGAUAGGUUACAAGCUUCCUUACAAUUAGCCUAUGAACGGGCCGAAGCGGCCAAGGGUGAAUGGGAGGCUGAACGCGAAGGGUUGGUGCGCCAGGCCAAGGAGGCCGCCACCGAAGCUAAAUUAGCGAUCGCGUCAUCUAAAAGUCCUACUAAGAGGGAGCCCGGGGAACUGGCGAAGAGCGCGAUGGACCCGAGGGCGUCUCGCCUUGCCGCGGAGUUACAGCUAGCAAAAGAAAGAGAUGCGUUGCGGGAUGAGGUCAAUCAAUUGAAUGCUUUAAGAGCCAAGGACCAGCAGACCAUCAAGCAACUCCAGAGGCAGCCGCCGACGCCGCCGCCGCCGCGGGCGCCGCCGCCCGAGCAGCGAGCUUUUCAAGAUGUGGAAAGGAGGUGUACCGAUCUAGAAAGGGAGCUCGAGGACCAACGCGCGGCCCACGAGUACCGGAUCCACGCUCUUAGAGAUGAAUUUGAGAAGCUGCGAGACGCCCACGAGCGGAAGCUGCGCGCCGUGAAAGCGGAGGCGGCGCGGAAGGCCAAACAACAACCAGUAAGGAAGGCACCUACACUGACAGAAAACACGGUGGUAGGCCCCAAGAAGGCCGCCGGCAUCUCGCGGCAGGCCCUGCACGCGAUCGAGGAGCAGAGUCGCAAGGACCAUGAGGCGAAACUAAAAGCUGAACAGAAGGCCGAGCGCUUACAGAGAGAGCUGGAGGAGGCGAAACAGUCGUUGGUGCGCGCGCGGAACAAGCUCAAGGCGUCGAACGCGCAGCGCGGGUCCACCGAGACGCUCGCUUCUGUGUCUGCUACCUCAUCACCGCCGCCGCCGCGACGGUCGCGCGAGAAGUCGCCUCACAAACGGAGAGAUGAGGAGGCAUCGAGUCCGGCGCCGCCGCCGCCCGCGAAACGUCGGGGCGUCGACGUAGGGACGCAGUCACCACGUAGAAAACACAAAGACGCCGAGGCGGCGUCGCCCGCGCCUCCACAAAAGCGCCGCGGCGUCGACGCCGGCACGCAGUCGCCCAAGCCUAGGACGACCUCGACCGGCGUGCAGUCGCCGCGGCCUCCCCAGGAACCGCGGCGCGCCGAGUCGCCCGCGCCGGCUAGAAGAGCGCCGCGCACGGUCGAAUCGGAGGACCAAACUUUAGUUGCUUCUGUCGAGUCCGUGCCGCCGCCGCCUCCACCAGUGGCGCCUGAUCUCGAGGGCGAGGCCACGAAGGAGCAGCUCGAGUUGAGGGCGCUGCGGACGGAGCUCGAGAGAGAGCGCGAGAUCAAUAGGAGACUGGCGGACGAGCGCGACGCGCCGGAAGAAGAAUUAGGUGUGUACAAGGAGCGCGCGGCGGCGUUGAGAGAUGCGCUGGAGCAGGCGACGCGCGACGCGGAGAAGGAAAUGCGGCUGCGGAGAGAAGCCGAGGAGACGCUCCAUGCGGUUCAAGCCCAGAAGCCUGAGAACGAUGCUCUGACGAGUGAAGUCAACAAACUACGAAGUGAACAUCGAGACAUGGUGCGCGAAUUGUCGUCGUCGCGGGAGACCGCACGCCUCGCGGCCGAGGACGCGGCUCGCUUGCAUCGUGCUUUACAGUUACGAGGACCAGGAACGACGACGGAAGUUGCCGUCGCGGCCCUAGCGGCGCAGGUCGAUGAACUUGAGUUAAGAGCGAAGCGCCGGCAAGAAGAAGUGGCUUCUGCUGUAUUGGAGGCGAACGCGUCCGCGAAGCUCGAGCUCGCGCGCCACGAGACGCGGGCCGCGGAAGCCCUCGCGGCGAAGGACGCGCAGCUCAUGCGGUUUCGCGGCGAGCUCGACUCGCUCUUGGACGCGUUGCGAGCCGCGGUCGCCGACAAAGCCAGAGCUCAGGCGGCCGUCUCCGAGAAAUUGGCCCAGGACCACCUCACGUUUGCCAACGAAGCCUUCGACGUGGGCGCCGAGUAAAUAC
Messenger RNA from Pelagomonas calceolata, 2980 nucleotides. Lineage: Eukaryota; Pelagophyceae; Pelagomonadales; Pelagomonadaceae. The record is from the annotation of a GenBank genome assembly.